GUGCAAGUGAGAGUAUGAAAUGCUUUUCAAAAUUGUUUUGUUUGUGUUGCAAAUUUGGAAGGCCCUCCAUUGGCAGAGGAUACUCAGAACAACGAAGAGAUUUCCUGCUUCCCCAUCGUCAGUGAAUUUUCCAAUAAUUGUGAAGAAGAGAACAGUUCAGACAGGAGUGGAGAGACCGAGCUGAUUUGAUCGCCGUUACCUCUCGAAUCACCAGCUGCUCCGUAUAUCACCAGCUUUGUAGUCGACGAAAAGAAACACGCUGUUUAGCUGAGCAGCGAUGGACGUCCGUCAGUUGCCCGUGAACAUAGGCUACCUGAAUCACGCCGGCAUCGCACUGAGCGCAGAGGAGCGCACUUGUCUGCAGGCCGGCUUCGACGCGUGUCGCUUCAAGGAGGGGUUCCACACGCUGAAGUUCUGGGGCAUCAUACACGGUAUCAACGCCAAGUAUUACAUUGUGCAGGGACUCCAGGAGGACCCAUUGAAGCCCCGGAUUACACUAUACAGCAAAGACUACGCCCAUUGGGCGCGGUUGCCAAGCGUCACGGACGAGAUGAGGAGAAAGACGAGGCAUGUGCGUGGGCGCUUCACCGGGGAUCCGUCGUUUGACUUUGAAUACUGCUACAGAAAACCAAACUUCAAAGCAAACGAUGAAGAUGAACACGGCAACGAUGUUCUGACCGAGCGUACCUCCCUGAAGGAGGAGGAACGAUUAGCGGCCACCGUUGAACUGAUCAACCAUGAAGUGGAGGUGAUGCCGCGGGGCUACCUGAGAAAGUCUGCAAAGGACGAGGUCAAGCCUAAUCCCAUGUGGCAGGGCCUGAGCUUGGAGGAAGCGCUGCUGCGCAGCAACUACUAUCACGCCAACCCCAAGAGGAUGCGCAAGCUGACCGCCAUGGUGCCGCCGCGCAACGUACCCGCCAUCGACUUCCUGGAGUCGAUCGAGGACGCCCACUCCAAGCCCUGGUGGUUGGUACGGGGUUAUCGGGGCUCGACGGUCGUGACUCUACGUAGCCUGCUCUGGGAGGGCUACACGUUCUUCAUGGUGCCCGACUCGCGCACCUUUGGCUCAUUCUACUCCGGCUAUGGUGAGAGAAAUCUGGAUGUUGUGCACAUGCUGCCGUGCCCUGUCGCUAUCGAUGCAGAGUAGGCUAUCAUCUUGCUACGGAUGGCAGCAUGCCUACUUUCCAGCACCCGACUGACUUCUGCCGCUGCUGUAGGUGACGAAUAGAGCAUGCUGUGCUGGGCAGGCGUGUAACUGUUAGUGAGUUGUCUCGGCUUGCCGUGUCUCCGACGUACACCGGAGCAGUGAGUUUCAUACUGAGUGUCUGGCCAUGGAGAGGUUCAUUCUGUGCAUUGGCUAGUGCUGGACCCUCUACAGCCAGCCCCAGCAGUACUUAACACCAGCAGUAUGUAAUAUGUGACAAGUGAAAGCCAAAGAUACUAUUCUAGUAUAGGAUAAAUAUCUGACAAGUGAUCACCAAAUAUACCAGUGUACUGGAUAAAUAACUCUAUGACCUGUUUGCGGUGUAUGCUACAGCUUGACAUGCAGCACAACCACCCGUCAUGCUCAUAAACGCGCACACACAGACACGAACACGAACACACACACACACACACGCACACACACGCACACACACACACACAUGGACACUACACUUGACGGCUCUUGCUGGAUGUGCCUAUAAGGGCGAGUCUUAGAAAUUUGAUUACUAUAAUUUUACUCAAUGUGAUUGCUAACACAAGUGAACAUGGUGGUGUUUGUUUUGAGCUAUUCAUGCCAGUUAUGUCUACUGUGAUCUGCAAUGGACUGGAUUUAGCAUCUGUUUUUCUUGUGACUUGGAACAAAGUGAAAUUUUGUUAGUGUGCUAUUUGGAUAUUUCCGAUGUAGUGUA
Messenger RNA from Sycon ciliatum, 1892 nucleotides. Its product is annotated as radial spoke head protein 9 homolog. Gene Ontology annotation, cellular component: radial spoke; axoneme. The transcript is spliced from 2 exons. NCBI's taxonomy places the organism in Eukaryota, Metazoa, Porifera, Calcarea, Leucosolenida, Sycettidae. The record is from RefSeq and is a predicted model, not a curated record. Bases 278 to 1147 code for a protein of 289 amino acids. Gene Ontology annotation, biological process: axoneme assembly; motile cilium assembly; cilium movement involved in cell motility.